AUGACGUUCCUUUGUGGGCUGUUCUUCCGGGUCACGAUAUGUCUGCUCGCGAGCAGGAGUGCUUCUACAACAUGCCUGCCCGAAGCAAUUCCUGAGUUUGAGCGCGCAUUCAUCAAAACCCUUGAUGGCACGGACAUCCCCAUUGGAUUCUUCCAAGGCGCAUGGGAGUCAUCUUACCUGACAUCGGACAUUGCCCGAAUCCUGGUUGAGGAAGUGUUGGGCUACCAUACAUGGAUACACCCGGAGGAUGGACGCAGUGCAGUCACCUCGCCGUAUGCCCUAGCCGGGUGUUUGGAUUUCAACAAUGCUACAAAUCAACAGUGUGGCAUCAACGAGACCCGACUCCAUGUUUGUGUAGACUGCUGGUCGGCCUCGUAUGCUUCAGUAGUCGAAGAAAUGAAGGAGACGUUCCCGCACUUGAUACCCGUGGAUCUGGGCAGCAUGGGAUACGAAGGCGAAGAGUCGAUGUACGUCACCAAGGCUGUUCUCCAGCAAGCACUGGACGCCGAGGGCUUGGCGUUGGACUUCUACCGAGGCUACAAUCUGACGCACCAUAACCCCAAGCAGUACUUCGACAGCAUCGACACCAUAAACUUGGCAGACCUGUUCCCUUGCGAAGAAACCGAUUUCUACAAGCCGGAGUCGAUGGCAGCCUAUGCCAGAUGGACAGGUGAUGCUGCAGGACUUCAGGUGCUAGCGAAUGGCAACUACGCGGCCAAGUGUCAUGCAGGCAAGUGGUGGAUAUCGCCCCAGUGCCGAAGUGAUACAUCGACUUGCAUCCCGGUGAUUACCGCAGGUGUCGGGUGGAAGCUCCAGGCCAUGAUGUUCUGGUCGACGACCUAUGGCCUUCCGACGGCAAUCGCCGUGGCCAACUCCUGGGGCAACUACGUAGCGAUUGUUUCCACUACACGCAGCCUCUACUACUGGUGGGUGCCGGACGCAACAUUCAUCACGCAGCAGCCGCAUUCCAUCACGUUCCCACCCUACUCCGCCACGGAGUGGGCUCAGGGCAACAUGAGGACGGCAGCAAGUGGAACCUACAUCAGCAAGGCGGUCAGCAGCAAUUUUGCAAACCAGGUCAUGGAUCUUCUGCUGACCAUCGCUUCUGGGACAUUGCGUUAUGAUGUUGCGUGCCAGUGGGUGCGAGACAACAAGCAGAGGUGGCAAGACUGGCUUCCGAUCGAAACCAAUUGCAUCACCGGCUUUGGUUUGGCUGAUGCUGCAGGCAACUUUGUGAUGGACAGGGCAAAUGCAACAAGCUGCGAAGUGUGCACACCAGGCAGGUACUCGCAGGAGUAUCUGGACACAGGCGUCACCCGCCGCUGUGUCCUGUGUGUCCCGGGAACUUCUCAGGAAAAGAGCGCAGCGACCAGCUGCACGCCAUGCCAGCCUGGGAGUUACACGGACACUGAUGGCAGAGAGACCUGCAAC
Messenger RNA from Symbiodinium sp. CCMP2456, 1431 nucleotides. Lineage: Eukaryota; Dinophyceae; Suessiales; Symbiodiniaceae. The record is from the annotation of a GenBank genome assembly.